This is a messenger RNA of Trichoderma citrinoviride, 1962 nucleotides long. RefSeq names its product alkaline phosphatase-like protein. Gene Ontology annotation, biological process: dephosphorylation. The coding region runs from base 1 to 1962 and encodes 653 amino acids. Gene Ontology annotation, molecular function: alkaline phosphatase activity. The transcript has 5 exons. The record is from RefSeq and is a predicted model, not a curated record. Lineage: Eukaryota; Fungi; Ascomycota; Sordariomycetes; Hypocreales; Hypocreaceae.
AUGAUUGCCAAGCUCGGAAUCGUCAGCCUCCUCGCAGGCUCGCUAUCUGGCGUCUUGGCUCAGACCUUUCAACGACUGGGAACGUGCCAGACGCUGGGGUGUCUGCUGCCUCCUGACCAGAGCGACUUCCUGCCCGGCCAGCUGUUUGAUCUGCGUGUCGAGGUUCACGCUCCCGUCAACGGCUCCGAGGCCGCCCACGACGGCAAGCCCGACGACAAGUUCAAGGUCACCAUUGCCAAGGACGGCGAGAAGGCCAAGGACUUUGCCCACGCAUUCGGCAUCAAGGAGCCCGCCCUCGAGAAGUGGACAUUCAGCUGGUUCGAGGAUCUCUUCGCCCAGGAUGCCCACAAGCCCUCCGUCGUCAACGUCGCCUCCAAGGCCUACCGCAAGAUUGCCCUGUACGAGCCGGGCACUUAUACCGUCACCCUGAGCUACUACAACGGCGAGAAUACCACCGCCAAGUGGGUUGUUCGCGACCUGCACACUAAGAAGAGGGCCAAGAACGUCAUCUUCUUCAUUGGCGAUGGGAUGACCACCAACAUGAUCACUGCUGCUCGCCUUCUUGGACACCAGAGCAUCAAUGGCAAAUACCAGACCCGUCUGCAGCUCGACGACUUCCCCGUGCUGGGCCACCAGAUGACACACUCCAUUGACAGCUACAUUACCGACUCUGCCAACUCGGCCUCUGCUCUGUACUCUGGCCACAAGAGUACCGUCAAUGCCAUGGGUGUCCACGCCGACUCCUCUCCCGAUGCUUUUGAUGACCCCAAGGUUGAGACCAUUGUCGAGAUCUUCAAGCGUGUUCGCAAGGGUGUUUGGGGCGCCGUCUCCACCGCGUUCCUUGCCGAUGCGACGCCAAUUGCUUUGACUGGGCACACUCGAAGGCGGAGCGAGUACGGCCCUCUCAUUGACCAGGCACUGCAUGGUGUCACCAACUUCUCCUGGACCAACCACGGCGGCCCCGAUGUCUUCUUUGGCGGCGGUGCUGAGCAGUUCCUCCCCGGUGCCGGUUCCUACCAGGGCAAGGACUACUAUGCUGAAUUUGCAAAGAAGGGGUAUACCGUGGCCCUUGAUAAGAAGUCCCUCCUCAAGGCCGACAACAACAGAAAGGCUCUCGGCGUCUUCUGCCAGGGCGUCAUGCCCGUCUGGCUGGACCGCAACAUCUACAAGGACGUCCUCAAGAAGUUCAAGAACGACCCCAAGGGCACCACCGCCCCUGCCCUCGACCUGCCCGGUCUCAAGGACAUGACGCUCAAGGCCGUUGACAUCUUGCAUAAGCGUGGUGGUGACGAGGGUUUCUUCCUCAUGUCCGAGGCUGCUUCCAUCGACAAGGCCAUGCAUGUCCUCGACUACGACCGUGCUCUGGGCGAUCUUUUGGAGCUUGACGAUACCGUCCGCGCCACGGUUUCCAAGCUGGAGAAGAUGGGCAUCCUGGACGAGACCCUGAUUAUUGUCUCUGCUGACCACGGCCACGGCUUCGACGUCUUUGGCUCUGCCGAUACCGAGUACCUUGCCGCCCAGAAGGAUGAGCGGGCCAAGCGCAACGCCAUCGGUGUCUAUGAAAAGUCCGGCCUCUCCCAGUAUACGAAGAAGGGCAAGGUCAGCUACGGCACCGGCGUCAACUUUCCCACCAACUGGGAGCCUCGCUACGCCAUCGCCGGCGGCGUUGGCGCCGCUCCCGACCACCGCGAGAACUACAAGGUGCACAAGGACGCCCCCAGGCUGCCCGCCGUGCCCAUGGGCAGCGAGUACUUUGUCAAUCCCGAGGACGGCGUCGACGGCAUUGUGAUCAACGGAACCAUCCCCACCACCGAGGCCCAGGGCGUCCACUCCCUGACCGACGUGCCCGUCUUUGCGCUGGGGCCCUGCCAGGAAACCUUUGGCGGCACCUACGGCAACGUUGACAUCUUUUACAAGAUUGCCAACUGCCUGGGUUUGGCACACGGCAAGGAGAGCUACUAG